CUAAAUUUUUCACAAAUUCAGAAUGUAUGUAUCCAGUCGGGAAAUAAUGGCCCGCAUUGCGUAGCAGUAGCACCGGCCGCAUGUACGGGGGGAAGAAUUAUAGCAACAUCGUGGUGCGUAGCUAGUAUUUGCGUUUCUUCGCGUUUCGGGUGAGAGCAAAAAAUGCGUUCGUAAAAAAGUAGAUUGCGACUUCUCGCGGCUAGUACCCUCACCACGCGGCUGAAGUGUACUUACAAGAUCUCGCCAGCCGCCUUGAGGCAGCUGCUUUUGUGCACUGCUUUCUUCAUUUAUUAUUGCGGUUUCGGUUGCGGUUCUCGUAAGAACUCUUGGCCAUUGUGGUGGUUCACGCGGACGACUACAGGUGCUCUCUCAUUAACGGUGGAGAGGUAGCACCUACGCCAAGCAAAACGGAACCAGGUUGGUGAGGGUCAACGCGACGUCAAGGAGGGCCCGGCUUGGAAGCGGAACCUGUACAACUAGCUUUCCCGCGUCAUAGGGUCGUGUUCACAUUCCAACUUUACCAACGCCCAAGGCUCGGCCAUGAAUUUGCACGUUCAAGGUGGAGUAUCAUCAAGCGCAAGCGGCAGAAUGGCACCGGCACAGGGAGCACGAUCGUCCGGAGCCGGACCUGUUCCGGCAGCAGCUGCUCUGACUGACGCGUUCUCCGCCGGCUUGCUCGUGGCUGGUAGUGGUGCUGCGUCGACCGACAAACUGGUGGAAAUGCAGCAGACCAUUUCGCAGCUGACCUCGGAGAAGAAGAUGUAGGACUUUUUGGUGGUAGGAGUGUGAAUCACCUUUUAGAUGAUGUAGGACUUUUUGUUCCUUUUUGGUUCAUUAGGUCCGUGAGUAUCUGAGUUGAAAAAUUUGACGUUUCAAUGCUUUCGCCUUCACUCGUAAAUAGUUCCUAGAACCAACAAUGUCAAAAUCAGGUACAUGGAUAUGGCCCACGCUUUGAAGGGAAACAUCCGUGUCUUUAUGGAAUUUCGCAAACAUCACAAAGGUUUAAAAAUGCAUUUCUGUCGUACAAGUUGCAAUUGUAGUACUAUACGCCACGAAGAAGGCAUCUGCUGUUUUUGCUGUUAUCUUUUCGUUCGACGGCGCUGUCUCACUCUGCGGCGCGGGGUCUUCCCCGUCAAAAGCAUGCGUAGGAGAAGUAGUGGGCAUUUCGUGAAGAAGAAUUAGGAAUAAAGUUAUCUCAAAAAGUUGUACUUGUAGAUACACACAAGAACAACUGUGCGCAUAUUAAUAUACCUAAACCUUUUGCCCCAACUCCAUUCCCUUCUGUCGGAUUCGGCCGAACGAAGAGGGCACCUCCUCCAACCUCAAACCCCUUUCGGAAACGCAACUGGAAGUGCACUCAAGUAGUGCAGCAGCUUCCUCAUCAUCUUCGGGCACGACAUCUUCGGAGGUGCAGUCUGGGCUCCACAACGGCGUGGCCGGCACCACGGCUGGUGGCAGCAGUAGCAGUAGCUCUAGUUCAUCUUCCUCGGGUAGCAAGAAGCGGCUGGACCACCUCCGUCGCACGAACACCUACACCGCAGCGGAGAUGCGCAAGUUCGACGCGUCGGCGCUCAGCCCGCGGAACAGCAGCAUGCUCGGCGGCGCGGGAAACAAAAACAAUAUCAACACCUCGAAGUCCGUGGGAAGAAUCCGGCACUCGAGCACGACGUUGCACGGUGCUAGUAGUGGAGGGGGAACUACGUCGAUCGGGCAGCAGAGUGGCGGUGGAGGCACUACAAAUUCCAGCGACCCGAAGAUCUUUUUUUUCGACAAGCUGUUUCCCGAGCAGACCACCGACGAUUUCAUCUACGAAAACUCGAUCAAGGAGGAGGUAAACUCCUUUUUAAACGUAUUCUGAGUAAAAACGUCCCCACCCCAGAGUUGUCAUGUAAAUCUGCAUGCCAAAAAAGUUUGCCAUGCGGAGCGCCAUGAGAGGCAUUUUCUAGUCGUGUUUUGGAAUUUGUGAUGCUACAAUCAGCAUGAUAUGCUAGAUCUGUGAUGCUGCUGAACUACCUAAACAGGAUGACACGUACGAGGACAGACUUGUCAUGCCAAACGACCAAAGCUGGCUGAUUUGUCUAGCAGAUUUCCCAUCUUGGCUCUGGUGUGGGGACGUUUUUACAUAGGAUAAAACGGCUUCAAUGUCGCGCUGAUCGCGUACGGGGCCACGGGCUCCGGCAAAACGCACACCAUUUCCCACAUUUUUCGCAACCUCUGCGACCACCUGGGCGAAACCAUGGCCACAGGGCCUGGCUGCGCCAGCAGCGCUACAAGAACCACUUGCGCUACGACCGUCGUCCCGGGAAGAUCAGCAUCAUCAUCAUCCACUUUGGGUGGACGUCCUAGGUCGCUGAAAAUCCAGCUGCUGGAGAUCUACAAUGAGCAGAUUCGCGAUCUCCUCGUCGAAAGCAAAAACCGGACUUCCUCCAACGUGUCGGAGAAAAACUUGCUCAAAAUCACCACGACUGACGGGACAGACAACUCCACCGCAGGAGCUCAACAUGGCGCGAACAAUAGUACAGCCAUCAAAACGGUCGUGCAGAACGCCACCACGAUCGAGCUGGACCUGACAAAAAAUUCCACCCAAAGUUGUACUUCUAUGCAGGACUCGCUGACGCAGAUUUUCGAGUUUGGCAAGCAAAACCGGGCCACCAGCGUGACCAACGUGCACGACCGGAGCAGCCGAAGCCACUUGAUCAUUUCUCUGGAGCUGAUUGUCCACGACGAAAACAAGAACUGCGCAAGGACUGCUUCCAAGCUGACCCUGGUUGACUUAGCGGGGUCGGAGCGGCUGAAGAAGUCCGAAGCGACCGGGGACCGGCUGAAAGAAGCGCAGUACAUCAACAAAUCGCUGUCCGCGCUGCAGGACGUCAUUUGGGCCCUGGAGCGGAAAAUCUCGCACAUUCCGUACCGAAAUUCCAAACUGACCCACCUGCUGCAGGACUCGCUCUGCAACAAGGAGCAGCAGGGUCGCACGGUGAUUUUCGUGACCGUCGACCCGAGAGUGGCGAACACGCAGGAAAGUUUGCAGUCCUUGCAGUUUGUAUCGCAAGAAAAAACUGUUUCACUGUAAAUUUGUGAUGCAUAAAGUGGAACACAGAAGUAUUUGUCUUGCUACACAUGCAAGAAAGAGGAUUUCGAUUUUUAGCUGUGUUUCCCCUUAGGAGGCUUGCAUGGUAAAUUUUCUCUGUCAUCCUGUAGAACGAACUUGUGAUGCAAAACUUGCAAAAUCCUUACCGUGAAACACUUUUGUCGUACGAUAGUUUGGGUCCCGGUUGAAUUCGGUGUCCUUCAAUUCCAUGCUGUACAAAGCGGAAAACCUCUUCUCCUCCGUCGAUCUGCUGGAACAGAACCGGUUGCAGGCAAAGCUCAACGUCGAGGAGAAAAAGUGUCAGGAGCUGAAUAUGACCUGCUCAGCUGUUACAAUCUCAAACGUUACAAUAGAAUCUGAGAUUUGUCUUGCAUGAUCAGCAUGACAGACUCGCAGAGCGUUCUACUUUCUGCAAUACAAAUUUCGCCAGUUUGUAGUGGGGUUUGGGGCUCCGGAACUUGUCAUGCGCAAUCCUAUGAGAGUUGGCUAGCUCAUGCACUCUUGCAUCACAGAUUUCACUAUUCUAUUGUAACGUUUGAGAUUGUAACACCUGAGCGGGUUAUACUGAAACAGGAAAAUGAGAAACUGCACGCCGAGCUGAAGCAAAAGGACGAGAAGGUGCAGGAGUUGCGGCUGGAAAUGCGAGAUAUCCGCGUCAAGCUGCAGCAAUUCAUGCAGACUGCGAACCGCGGCGGGACCGCGGAGAGUGCGAGCAGUGCCGCACCCCUACCGGAACCACAGCGGAACCACAGCGCGUCGACUUUGGAGCACAAAUUCAUGCAGAGUGAAGAGGAGAGACACAGGCAGGGGGCGGAAAUAAAGAGUAUCCUCUGCAAAAAUAUAUUCGUUGGCUUCGUAUGAUUUAGGAGGUUGUCGCAACAUGGCGGGACGUCAAGUAUCCCAUUUUGUCGAACGCGUUUGUCUUCCUUGCUCUUGCAUCGACAAGCUCGGAAAAAAAAUUUCUUUGAUCAUAUAGUUAGAUAUGCCUCGGAACUACAUCAUAUGGAGGCACCAGAAACAAUUUUGCAGACCGUUGCAUAGAGAGGCUUCGAGAGCAACUAGCCGCGGCGUCGACCUCGAUGAAAACCAAUUCUACGGCCUCGACAUCGUCGACUGCAGGCGCCGUCGGCGGGGGAGCUAUAACAGCCGGCGAACAACAGCCGCACGAGAAAACAUAUCCGCACAACAGCAACUACACGACCGGUGCAACUAGCAAGCCUUCGGCUGCCGGGUCGGCUUCCUUCCGACCGCCGAAAAGGGUCGUGGGGGCGGGAAGGGAAUCUACAAACCCAACCGCUCAACAGCAGCACCAACCGCAUACAGGAACGACGCCAGGUCUAAAAUAUUGAUGACAUUUUUUGCUAUCUCCGUCGAAGUGGAAGAUGCCACUGCAUACACGGAGCGUUACUGUUGAAACCUCAGGGGUUGGAUAAAUCUUUCAAUUCCCUUCAUCCAUGCGUGCUAGUCUACAAAAAUUUUUCUUCGUAUAAUGUCAACAACAGGGUUCCGCUCCCCUCGCAGCAGUCGUGGACCAGCGACCUACAAUUCUGGGUCGCCCCGCGGUACCCGGGCCGCCAGCAUGACGCAGCCCGCACCAUCGUCAUCGAAUGCAGGAGCUGUGUACAGCGCGAUGUCACCCCGAGAGCGCGUCAUGGCAAAUAAAGGCGGGACGGCAAUGAGUCAGCACUUGACGAGUCGCGGUAAAAGAUUUUCUUUAUACUUGCAAUUUUCAUUUGUUAUUGUUUGCGUGUAUAAGCUCAUUGUGAUCGAAGGAACAUCAAGAGAGCCGCUGCUUUAGCAGGAACAAGAGAGCGGCGACGCGUAAGUGCGUUGUGCGAGGGAAUUGCGAACAUAAAGAAGAAUACCGCGUUUAUUUUUAUCAUGGCACCGACCCAUCAAAUUCAAAGGUUCCCCCCGCGGACCCCCACAUCAUCCUGCCUCUGCCUCAGUCGGCCAUCGUGUGAGCGCGCGGGGCUCGGUUUCUUCGCAUCAUGCCCCCUCGCAAACCGGGCCGAGAAUCGGUUCCUCUAGCACGACUGUGGGCAGCGGCACCAGGGGAUCUUUGCAGCAAGAGGUCGUGCACCAGCGCGACCAAGCCGAAGAACAACAUCGACCCCCGCCGCACAUCAAAAAGCUAUACAACCAGCAGUCGCUUUCCGCAAACGACGCACAGCUUGCAGAAAGUGCGAGCUCGUCCUAUGCAAGAACGGCAAUCAACACAAGGUCUUCGUUGCAACAGCAUCAACAGCCGCAGCAGCUUACGACCUCACAAAUCGUCGCAACGUCCUCGGCUUCGACUGCGAGUAUUCUGAAACCGACGUCGCUGCUGUUCCCAAGUUGUUCUGGUGGAAGCGCAGAACAGCAGCACCAGCAACAUCAUGCUCAACAUCGUGCUGGCGUCCCUACGGCGACCACCACAACCACGAUUCAGGUCGGACCGGCGGCGACGCGGGGCCCCGUCACGACGCAGUUUGAAAGUGGCACUCUGAGUAGUGGUGGCUCGUCGGGGUCAUCUUCAGGUCAUCAUCGGCAUAGCGGAGCAGUAGGUUCUAGUACCAACAGCCGGGGCCUCGGUGGCAAUCAGCAGUCAACUACGUCUCGCAAUAACGGUGCACCAACUUCUCGGUCCGUCGGCCCUCCUCCGGUUCUUGCCGCGAAGAACACGACCUCUGCUGCGGGGGGGAGCUACAGCAGCCAUUUGACGACACAUCAGAGGGCGCCUGGUCCUCAGCAUAGACAGCAGCACAGCAUUUUGACCACUCCCCAAAGAUAUUUCAUACAACCGGUGACAAGCAGCGAGGCGAAGGAUUUUUGCAAGCAGUACACGCAUCUGCAGGACGUGGAUACGGACAACGCCGAGUGCAUCAUCCUGGGCGCGACCGUUCUGAGCAGUCAAACCGGGCGGCACUUCAGCAACUCAUUUCACGUUCCAGGGGGAGGUGGUCAGCAUGUUGUCACUGGUGGAGCAGGGACGUCGGCAUCUUCACCUCCUAGUGGUUACAACCAUUUACUCCGGGGCGGCGGCUCUGUCGGCAGCAAGGACUCCUCUGGCGGUGGCGCGGGUAGUUUCGUGCUAGGCGGAGCAGGAACCCUGCAGCGUGUGGACUCUCAGGUGUCCGUUUCGAGCACGGGCAGUGAGAUCAAGUACCGCCUGCAGAAAAGUUUGAUGAUGUCCCGCAGGGGCGCGAGUGGUGGAAGUGGUUCGGGGCCGAGUGGCGGGCUGGCCGCAACUCCGAACGCGAGCCGAACCGUGAGAACGGGGACGCGGCGGUGAAUGUAGCGGGACGAGGGACUUUGUUAUGCAUGAAGCAUUCUAGAUCUAGUACCCUUACUAGGUUUCACCUAAGAUGAACCAAGAAAACUUUUUAAGAAACGAACCGGACUUCUCUUUUAACGAUAACGAAGUCCGUGCCAGUUGUCGGCCGAUUUAAGAAGCCUUUCUACUGCCAUAGGAUAGUAGUACCCAUACCGAUUUAUCAUCAUCAUGCUCGUGGAUUGCCUUCGCCACAACUUCGUUAUGCAGGAGCACACAUGAAGAAUCGACAUCGAAGCCGAGAGCAGGUGGAAACUCGAAAAAAUCUAAAGGCACUUGAGUUCCAUCAGCAGACCUUUCACUCGAUUAUAAAAAUAUUAAGAUGAGAAUACAGCUGAGCAAAGGAAAAGAAGUUUAGAAUCUCCUGUUAGCACUCUGCAGGGGCGACCCGGGUCGUGGUCGCCGUUGAGAGUCGGAGUUGAGCAAUGUUUUUGAAUGUGGUGGAAAAAAUAGAUUAGCACCUAGAUGAAUAACGAGAAGGUGCAAACUAACGGAAUGAAAAUGAAAGUCAAAGUUCGGAUAAUGAUCGACUCUAGGACAGCACACAAUUAAGCAGAAAUCAAUAGACGUGCGAAAUCAACACAUGAGAAGGCUUAAUAUUACGGCAGAUUUGUUUAUCAAGUAGUUCGAGACAUCAUAGCCGUGUGUCGCCAGGAGCCAGCAUGGGCGAUCCUACCUCCAACCAAGAUCGAAAGCUG
Amoebophrya sp. A120 is the source of this 7102-nucleotide messenger RNA. The record is from the annotation of a GenBank genome assembly. Lineage: Eukaryota; Dinophyceae; Syndiniales; Amoebophryaceae.